AUGAGUAUAAUUUAAAAUCCUGAUUAGAAUACGGCAAUCAAAGUAGAAAAAAUACAAAUUAGUGCCAUAUAAAAUGACAUAGAAAACACUUGUCACCUACCUAAAAGAAGAAUAAAAGCAGAAAAUAAAUCUUAUACUAACAUAUCUUAAGGGUGUUUAACUCCUACUAGUCCAUUCUACUAAAAAACGCCUAAAACUAAUUAGAACUAAAACUACUCUCAUACUAUAAAAAGGAUAUUCAAAACUAUUAAUUAGAAUAAACAAGAAGAUUUGAAAUUAGAUUCACAAUUUACUAGAACAUGCACAAAUAUAAAAUCGUUAAGGCGCUUUAAUAACUUUUUUUAGAAUAAAAUAGAAGGAUAGAUCAGAAGCUCUUCAUAUAGCAAUUUGAAUAAUUUGUAAUAACCAAGCACUCCUUAAACUUUUAAAUUUAAAAAAAACAAUUAAGACUACUAAGGUUACUAUUCUUAAACUAUCAUAAAUAAUAUGCCUUCAUAGUCCUAAUCUAAUGUAGGUAUAAAUUCAAAAGAUAGCAAUACAUCUCUAGAAUAAAAUAAAGAGAAGUAGAUUCCCAAAGAAGUAAAUAAGGUUUAACUUUUUAAGACAUACUAGUAGUAGCUUUAUUCAAAAAGAAACUCUGUUGGUGGAGGUAAGAUAAAUUGGAUGAAUUUCAAGUACUAAAACUAGCGUAGAUCAGUAAACAUAAGUAUUGAAAAUGGAGAAUAAAUUUAAAGUAAAAAUAUUGACACUAAUAAUAGUACUUCAGUCGAAAAUUAAACCAAUUAAGAAUGUAUGUCUAUUUAAGAAUAGAAGCCAAAUUAAGUAUUAUAAUCAAUAAAAGAACACUAAACUAAUUAAUAAAACAAAAUAUAUCAAUAAUAAUCAAAAUCUAAUCAGGAAUCUACUUCUAAUAUCACAACUAACAAUAGUUUAUCUAAACAAAUUAUGGUGGAUGAUAUUAUCAAAACUCCUAAUUCAAAAGAUAUUCACAGCACUUCUUUGAUAUUUUCAUCAAAAAAUAAAGGAAACAAUAGAAGUAAUAAUAAAAUAUAUCAUAGUAAUAAUAAUACUUUUUUGGGUAAAUAUAAAUAAAUGAAUUCAAACAAUAUUCAAAAUAAUAAAAAAAUUUCUACUUUUAGUGAUUUUUCCAAGUUAGUAAACAAUUCGAAUAAAUAAUUGGCUGCAGAAAAUGCAGAGCAAGAACAUUCAUAAACCCCUUAAAGUUCAAAAAACUUUAAUCUAUCAAAUAAAAUUUAAUCUGAUAAGACUAAUUAAUAUUUUUAUUCUCCCUUAAAGCCUAGCUUGAAUAAUUUUACUUCUUCACUAAUAAAUAUGUAUUCAAAUUAUGAUAAUUAAAAUAAGAAAAGAUAAACUUUAGAAUAUAUUUCUCCUGUUAAUUAUAACAGAAUUUAAGAAGAUUCAAAAAGGGUAUCUUUAGUAAAUGCUAUAGAGGCAUAGGAUUUAACAGCUAAAAAUAAAGCUUAAUCAAUUAAAGAAGAAGGAUAUGAAAAUUAAUAAUAAUAUGCAAAUAUAAACUAACUGACAUAGGCUGAUGAUGAUAAAUAAAAUACUAAUCAAGAAUAAAACUAAACUAUUUCUACUGUCAAUAAAACUAUUGAGAAAUUAAAUUUUAAAAAGGCUUAAAUAUUUCAAAUUAAAUAGGAAGUUAAGACUAAAGAAAUUAAAGUUUAUGAUGACACUUUUAAAUUGUAAAGAAGGUCUUCAAAAGGAUCUGAUGAUUUUGAAUUUAUAUAAUUACCUUUUUAUAGAAAAAAAAUUGUAGUUGUUCCAAAUUCUAAUCAACAAUUCUAUAGUAUUAAAGCAAAUAAAAAUGAAUUUAAUCAUAAUCAAUAGCAACAAGAUUAUACAAAAAGUAAAAAUUUACAACUACAGCACACUCAGAUACCUAUGGAUUAGUUUUAUAAAUUUGGAGAAUAUAUCUCUUCUCAGUAAAUGAAUAAUUAAUAAAAUAAUGUUUAGUUUAGCUCUCCUAUUAAUAAUAAUAAAAAUCUUCAUAAUUUAAUCAAUUUUUAAAGUAAUCUUAAUGAUACAUAAAUCGAAUAACUUGUUUAAAAAUAAAGAUAAUUCUAAUUGCAAAAAGGUGCAAAUAUACUUAAAUUAAAGGAAGCAUUAAAAUAAAGUUAAAAUGAAACAAUUAUGGGAUUGAUAAGCCCUGAAAAUAGAUACUAGACUAACUUGUAUUCAAAAAAAUACGAAUAAUAUAUACAAAAGAAGAGAUGA
This is a messenger RNA of Tetrahymena thermophila SB210, 2241 nucleotides long. RefSeq lists its product as hypothetical. NCBI's taxonomy places the organism in Eukaryota, Ciliophora, Oligohymenophorea, Hymenostomatida, Tetrahymenidae. The record is from RefSeq and is a predicted model, not a curated record. The transcript is spliced from 3 exons.